Molecule: messenger RNA, 7617 nt
Organism: Trichobilharzia regenti
Lineage: Eukaryota; Metazoa; Platyhelminthes; Trematoda; Strigeidida; Schistosomatidae
Source: the annotation of a GenBank genome assembly
AUGUUGCCCCCUAGCUUGAUAUGUACUGUAUUUUCUCAAAUAGAGUCUUUAGUUUGUUUUCGGAACAAAAAGAACCACAAAACUAACCAUUCUGAAAUCAGUCAAAUUAUUCAACUUAACACCGCAGAAGCAGAACGCCAUUUUACACGAUGUUUAUUUUCUUCAAUCGAUUGUUCUAAUGAAACAAAAUCUCAAAAAGAUUUUUAUCAGAUCCAGUAUUUAAGUCAAGAGUUGAACAAGUUGCUGACAAAAUCAAAUUUUGUAUCAGUUAUCUGUUAUGCUAUAGAAAAACCUCUACCAACGCAUAAGAAUGAUGGAUCAUCUACAAGAUUAUUUUCACAAAUCACUUCAAUUUCAACAUUUAGUCGUCUACAAGAAGUGAUUCUUGGUCUUUCAUUAACGUAUUCAACUGAUGCACAACUCAGUGAACGUGCAAAACACUGGGUUCGUCAAAAACUAUCAGAAUUGGUGACUGCUCAUCUAGCAGUUGAUGAUGUUCAAACAGGAAAUAACAGUGGCGCUGGUGCUGGCAGUUCAUUGAAAACUUCUCAACAGACUAUCGAUAAUUAUCAGUCGUCGUCAACCAAUGCUGCUAAUGUUGGUGUUUCAAAAUCAUCACUACCAGAUGCUGCCGCUGCCACCACCAGCAGUACAUCAGGCAGUUUACAUGAAAUUGGCACCGAGUUGUUACAUUUCAUUGUUAGUCAUUUGUGUAGGGAUAGUGAACAUUAUGGAUUGACAGAUGGCAUGCUGAUUAAUUUCAUCGCUUCUCUACGUAAAGAUUAUCCGCGGAGUCGUACAUCAAUGGUACUCAAUACCCUCUUAUAUUCAGACAUUAUUGGACAUCCAUCAAUGAAAAUUUAUCAAUCUGAAUUAAUAUCUUCGAGUAAAUUACUUCCAUCAGUUUAUUCGUCGAAAUCGAAUCAACCAAGUUAUCAUCAACAUCAUACGACGACAACAACGACAAGUGAAUCGUUGGUGAAUAGUAAUCUAUCAACUUUUAAAAAAUCUUCAAUAUGCGGCUGUGGAUUAACCUCGGAUAAUCCAUAUCUGCUUGCAGAUCUUCUAGAAGAGCUUGGUUAUACCUGUACAAAAACAUUGGAGUCGAUACGUUCCGUGUUGAAUGAUUUUGAACCGGAUGAGUUGUCUGCUAUUUCAAUUGCAAAGUGUUUAUGCUUAUUCUUGCGUACAGCUGAUGGACAGUUGAAUACACCUAGUAGAAGUAAUUCACUAUCAUCACAAGCGAAUAGCUGGAAAAUCGAUCCUACAAUUUGUGAUACAAAUAAUCGACAAUCAGAUGCAACAAAUGAAGCGGAUCCGCCAGUGUUGUCUACAUGGAAUGUGGAAAACUUUCUCACUGUUCUACUUGAAUUAAAUCCCAAUUUACAAAUAACCGCCAUAUUAAAUCAUCUCGAUUGUCCAGAGUUUAUGAUCUCCAGCCGUCAGUCUUUCAGUUUAUUUAAACAAAUUAUUUCUUAUGCUGCUAAUCAUCUAUCAUAUCUACUACCUACGGAUUUCUUUUAUCACUUAUGGAAAAAUAUUUAUGGGCAAUUAAGUUUAUUACAUUAUUGUUGUAUAUAUCCUGAUAUACUUUGUUUAACUGCCACAUGUUGGCCAUGCCGAUAUGUUGAUCUCACCCUAUAUCGUAUCUCAGUCACUGAAGAUCAAAGUCUUUCGCUGCAAAUAUGGAAAAAUAUCGAUUAUGUUCAGACACUGCUUAGUCUAUCUGAAAGAGGUGCAUACUCAGAAGUCUAUCAGCUGCUGAAACAAGCAUUCAUAUUAUGCCCAGAUAUACUGACAGCCACAUUACUUGAAACGAGUUUUUCAACCCUACGUAAUGUAAUGCUUGGUCAUGCAUUCGUGUACUUCAUGACAAACCGUAUGAAUUCACAAAUUAUACUUCAAACAGCAUGGAAUGGUGGAAAGUCUAUUCGUCUAACAAGUACAGAAUUACAAUAUCAACGUCAUUUAUUGAUUGCUUCAUGCGUUGAAUAUACAGCUCAGUCAUUUUCUUCUAUCGGUGCAUCUAGUGAACCGAGUACAUUAACGCCUCUGCAAUUCCCUCAUAGUAGUUUCAGUGGCCAGUCUCAUAAAAAUACAGCAGUGAAUUUUACACGUUUUGUAGAAUUACUCGCAAGCAUCUCAGAUGAUCAUAAUAUCAAUACCACUACUCCUAGUAAUAAUAAUAAUACUGUUCUUCCUGGUGGAUGUACUAUCCUCCCGCUGUUACUCGGUACAACAGAGAAUUCCUCGAAUACUAUUUCAAAUCUCUUACAUCAAAGAGUUACACCAUCAAGUAGCAGUAAUAACGCCGCUUCUGUACAACAACAACAACAGCAACAACACCAACUGCCUGGUUUACCUAUUCAUUUAAUGUUACCGCCUAGUCAUGCAAUCGAUAUGACACUGGUUCUAGUUGUGUGUAUGGCAAAUGCUGUGGCGGCUGUAUCAUCAUCUACACGUACUGCAGCAGGGACUGAAGGGAAUGUCUCCUUGGCGUAUAUUCAGACUGCUAUCAAAUCAGUUCUUUCACAAUGGUUUACUGAACAUUUUCGGGAUAAGAUAACAGCGGAUCCAUUUGUUCAUGGUGUUGUUGAAUAUCUACGUGCACAGUAUUCACUUCAUAUAUCUGGCAAUUCUACUUAUAUACCACGGAAUAGAUUAGCUCUACCAGUUGAACUUCGUAAACCAUCACUUAGUUUAUUAACGCAUAUUAUUCAAUCGGCUCAAGCAGCACUCAGGUCUAGUCCAUGUUUUGUUUCCCGUCCACUUCUUGCUGAUGUACAUGAAUCCUUAAAUACUCUACUCCAGUUUAUUAUCAAUUCAGCUCUGAAUCGUUCUAACAAUCAGUCUGUCUCAUCAUCAAGUAGCAGCAGCCAUAGCGCCAGUAAUAGCGGAUCGGCUAUGAAAACAGGUGGAGCUGGUUCAACUCAGUCUCAUUUACAAACGAAUAGACUUCCAGCACCCCGACGUAAGGCAGCAGCACCGACCUCUGCUGGUGGUGGCGGCGGCAGUGGUAGUCUAGUCGGUCCAUCUGUGAUGACAACAGACAACAUUCCAACGUUGAACAGUAAUAAUUUCUUAAACAAUUUCUCCCUACCAAUGGAACAUCCACCUAUGGAACUUUCAUUUGUCAAUGAACCUAUUAAAAUCCAGUUGAGUAAAGAAGCCGAAGCCGAGGCGAAUACAUUCUUUCAAAAGCUAUUGGAAGGCAUUAGUCCACCAGAUGAAAUGUUCAAAACGCUGUACGAUUUCGCUACUCAAGGUACACCGGCUCAACGAAAACUUUUAGAUGGAAUUCUACGUAUGCUAGCCGAUGAAGUCUCUCGACAUUUACAAGAUUAUCCUGAAGUUAUGCUACCGUUGAUCGCUGAUUUGUACGGUAGUGUUCUUGCAGCUAGUACUCAUCUCUUUUCAAUGCGUGCACUUUCAAUGCUAUGGCGUUCUGUAUUAGCUCGAUUGUUUAUUCUGCCACCUGAGACACACAUGGAUGCACCAUUGUUUCGAGCAAUGGUACAUAUUCUUAUGAAAGCCAAAAAUACAUUUGUGCAUUUUUCAAAUCUUCCCAACUGUUUGGCCAGUUGUCCAGUCUUUAAACUGUUUCCACAUGACCUUCAAAGUUACAUUCUAAAUUCUGAAAUAGCCAUAAAGAAUUAUACAAUUUCACAACAGAAUGCUUCUUUAACUAAGAAUUUAACAACUACUGGAAGUAAUCCAUCGAAUCAACUUGUUGGUGGUAGUAGUAGCGGUGGUGCUGUUGCCGGUGUUGCUGGCGCUGGUAGUGGCAGCGGUGGUGGACAUUAUCAACAACACGCUGAAUCAUUGACCCCAUCGACUAGUUUAAAUUUAACCAUGUCAACGUCUACGACUACAAAUGACGUCUGUUUAAAAGCGCCUGAUGCACCAGAAGAAAGUAUUUCUGAUCGUAUCUACUUUUUAUUCAAUAAUGUAUCAAAGGUGAAUGCUAAAGAGAAAUCAAAUGAAUUAGCAAGUCUGCUAUCUGAGGAUCGAUUAAUCCCAUGGUUUGCAUUUUAUCUUGUGAGUAAACGUAUCCCUGUUGAACAAACAUUCCAUGAUCUGUUUGCAAUAGUUCUUGAUCAUAUACAAGAACGUGUACCAAAUGUGCGACCAAAGGUGAUGUUUGAACUUAUCCGACAUAUCAAGUUUCUGCUACGCAAUAUGCGUCUCGAUAAAGAUGAUAUGCAAGCCCGUAGUACAUUGAAAAAUUUUGGCAGUUUUCUUGGUCUUAUCACUCUGGCGCGUAAUAAACCAGUCCUGCAUGAUGAUUUAAACAUUAAAGAUCUUAUCUAUGAAGCUUAUUAUAAAGGUCCUAUACCUACACAGUAUGUAGUACCAUUUGUUGCGCGUGUUGUUCGUGGAGCUACUGAAAGUUUAGUCUUUCGUCCGCCUAAUCCAUGGACUAUGGCAAUACUCAAGGUGUUACGUGAACUAUACGAUAUGGAUAAUGUGAAAGAUUGUCUACGAUUCGAAAUCGAAAUCCUCUAUCGAGCUUUUGACUUAAAUCUGAAUGAAAUACCCUCAGCACAUUUCCUGCGGGAUCCAACGCAUUCCUCAAAUCUAGACAUAGAACUUUGCUUUAUUGCUACAACGACAACAACAACAGGGACAAGUGUAACUACUACAGGUCAAAUUGUUAUCACAACGACGACUACCUCUGGAAUAACUAGUCUUGAUACAUCAUCAAUUUAUUCUGGUAUUAGUUCUUCGACAGCCGCAGGAGAGUUGUCUGUAGCAGCUAUGACUCUACCAACAACAACAUUCUCAACUGGACCAUCUGUCUCAAGUUUAUCGUCCUCAUCAUCACAACAACACCAGCAACAGCAACAAAAACAACAAGUCUCCAGUCUGUAUUCCUUAGUUCAAAAACAACAAGUUUCUACAAUGGAGUCUUUAUCGUCGGCACAACAACAUCAACAACAACAACAAUCUGCUUAUUCGGCUGCUGGUUUAGAUAUUGCCAAUUUAGUUCAAAACUCUACCGGUUCCGGUGCAAAUCCUAACCGUCAGACAGCAGCAGCAUUCGCUGCCGCUGUAGCCGCAAUCAAGAAACAACAAUUCGGUGGUCCCCCGGGUACCUGUCCAUCAACCUCAGUUCUGUCUAUGCAACAGCAUCAACAACAGUUGAAUGCUGCUAUGGCUGCAUUUCAGCAUACACCGGUGGCUGCUGCAGCAGCUGCGGUGGCGGCCGCGGCUGCACAACAACAACAACAGCAGCAAGCUCAACUAUCUCAUCAACAGUCGUCUGCAACACCGCAAGGUGUCCUGCCUACUCACAAUAACUCUCUGCCUCAAUCCGUUGUUAACGGGCAGUCGUCGACAGCUACUACUGGCUCAUCAUUGAGUGGUGAUAUGGGCGUUGGUAGUGCUGGUGGCGGCGGUACCAUGUUCACUGGACAUUUAUUACGUUAUGAAGAUGUGAAUAUCCGUAGUAUUCGAGCCUGUUUGAAUUUGGAUGAACUGCUGACUAACGCAGCACUUGGUAGUCGAAAUAGUGGUACUAAUCCGAAUGCAAUUGCUGCUGCAUUUGCGCUACUACAAGCAAAUCCUCGACUGCGUAGUUUAAUUGAACCUGCUGUUAUACGAGCCAUCAAUGAAUUGACUACUCCAGUAUUUGAACGAUGUGCACGUAUCACUGUGACUACAGUUGUAGCAAGUGUUCGUAAAGACUUCGCCCUAGAUCCAGAUCCUGGACGUAUGUUAUACGCUGCGUGUCAAAUGAUUCGACAUCUUGCUGCUGGAAUGUCAUUGAUUACUGCAAGAGAAGCUUUGGGAAUGUCAUUAGUGACUAGUUUAAAAAAUAUUAUUCUUGCUGAAGUACAAUCGGCUACUGGUCAAGAGAAAGAAGCUGUUCAACAAUUGGCCUAUCUGGUCGUUGGUCGAAGUAUGCAUGUUUGCCUAGCAUAUAUGCAAAAGUCAGUUGCAGAGAAAGCUGUGAAAGAAGUUGAGAAAAAGUUAGAAGGUGAAAUUAAACUUCGUACUGAACUUGGUCCUAUACGCUUUAUGGAACAGGCUGUCAAUCAAUUGUCACCUCAACAAUCCUCUAUGCCUGAUUGUCUACGCCUUUCUACUGGUGGUCCAAAUGCAGUUGAAAUGGCUGUUUAUGAAGAAUUCGGUCGCAUUAUCCCAGGAUUUGCUUCAAGUCCACCUGGAACUAAUACAUCCACUUCAUCAUCACUUUUACCUCCUGCAACUUUAAAUUCACUUACACCGAAUCAACCACCAAUUUCUCCAUCUGCUGUAAAUUCAGCCGCUACUAUGGCUGCAUAUCUUCAGUUGUCUGCGACACAGAAACAACAGCUUUCUUCUGCUGGCCUACUUCAACGACAGGCGGUUGCUCCGACUGCUGCCGCUGCUGGUGUUGUAGGCAGUGCAUCUGGAGCAUUUGUGAAACCACCUUAUUCAUCAACUGUUGGAUCUCAACAGCAACAACAAUCAGCUCCUUAUCAGGCCCCAUUGGCAGGUUUAUUUGACAAGAUUAUUGGACAAAUUGAGCGUCAUUUAGUCGCUAUAUCUGGAAGAUUACGUCCUGCAAACGAUCCAAUGUGUCAAUCGCUACGUUGUCUAAUCGAUGCUAUCCACUUGGCCAAGUCUAGUCGUGAUACAAAUAUCGCCAGCAAUGUGAUUACUGUGAUGGUGCAAAGUUUUCUGGAACAUUAUCGACCAAGUUAUUGGCGUGACCAGCCUCGUGGCUUGGAGACAAUGGAACAUCUUAAAGAGGCUCAUAUGCUUACUCUACGGCAUUUGUUGUCCUUCGAACAAUCUCCAUUCGGUUAUGCAUGGGUUACGCGUCAAGUAACAUUUACAUGGAUUCAUCUAGAUGGUGGAAGCGGUAACCAGACUUCAAUACCUUUAUCAUCAUCGUCAUCAAAUACUGGUGGCGGUGUGCCAACCUCUGAUACCCUACAAAAUCAGGAGAGUGAUUUAAAAUCUACCAGUGAAAAGACUCAACUCGAUAUGACAGAUGCAGCUAAUUGGGCAAGCUCUGGUUGGAAACAGUUCACCGAGAACAAUGGUAUCAAUCCUGGUACCUAUGAGAAUCGUUUUGGUCCAAUUAAAUGGAAUUGGGAAGCAUUUGCUGAACUCUUAAGAGUUCAUGUUAUCUAUUUCUCUCAAAUUGAUGCCUAUCUCUCUCAAGAAGUAUCAAAAGGUCAUUCAGCAGCAAUUACCUUUGUCAUUGAUCUAUUAGAUCAUUUUAUUCUGCCUAGUCCAACUGGUACAUCAUUAGGUGCUGCUGCUGCAGCAGCUGCGAGUUAUGCUCGUGCUAACACCUCGUCGUCGUCAAAUUCUCAAUCGAAUCCUGUCAGUACUGCUACAUCAUCAUCAUCAUCAUCAUCCUCUGGGAAUGUGAAUGUCCCUCCAAAUUCCACUAACACUACUGCUGGUAGUGGAGGUGGUAGUGGUGCUGGUAGCGGUGGCGGUGGUGCCAGUGGUGUCGGUGUCGGUGUCGUCGGGGGGCCAAUAUCUCCUUCAACCAAACGUGAAUUCACUGUCCUCAAUGAAUAUGAUUUGUGGUCAACACUCGAGGCACUACGUCAUCGUGUUGCUACCUUAAUAAUGCUACUACUGCUAAUAAUAAUAGUCUGUCAUCAUCGUUAA